This is a messenger RNA of Pteronotus mesoamericanus, 2305 nucleotides long. It is a transcript of the gene ZNF81, whose product is annotated as zinc finger protein 81. The transcript is spliced from 6 exons. Lineage: Eukaryota; Metazoa; Chordata; Mammalia; Chiroptera; Mormoopidae. Gene Ontology annotation, biological process: regulation of DNA-templated transcription. The record is from RefSeq and is a predicted model, not a curated record. Bases 314 to 2305 code for a protein of 663 amino acids.
GUGACCGGAAGCGACUGUGGUUCUCAGUAGUUGUUGUCAGGAGGAUCUCAAUGCUCUUUGCCGGAGGCGUUUCGUGGUGAUGAGGCCCUGGGGGAGGGUAGGUACCUGGGAAUGGAACUGCUGGAUCAUAUGGUGACUCUGUUUCUUGGAGUCUCUGUGGAGCCCCUGGACCAGACCCCAUAGUGAAGCCUACAGCAUCUUCCUUCUGGCCCCAGCAGCUCUGGUUGAGUCCAUGGACCCUGCCUGGCCUUAGGCUUCUGGGAGAAGCUGAGCUGUCAGCAAGAGAGCCUGAGGGCUGAGGCCCAGAGUGAAAAUGCCAGCCAACCAGAGCUCUCCCCAGUGGUCCUUGGCCCUGACUGCAGGAGGAAGAGACAACUCCUGUGAGGUCUCGGUGUCAUUUGAGGAUGUGGCUGUGGACUUCAGCAGGGAAGAAUGGCAGCAACUGGACUCUACUCAGAGACGCCUGUACCAGGAGGUGACGCUGGAGAACUAUAGCCACCUGCUCUCAGUGGGGUGUGAAGUUCCCAAACCAGAGGUCAUCUUCAAGUUGGAGCAAGGAGAGGAUCCAUGGAUGUUGGAGGGGGAAACCCCACAUCAAAGCUGUUCAGAUGGGAAGUUUGGGAUUAAUACCUCACAAAAAAGAAUUUCUGGGAAAGCUUCAUUUCAUAAUGAAAUGGAGGGUGAAGAUAUAAGAGAUGAUUCAUUGUAUUCAAUUUUAGAACUGUGGCAAGAUGCUGAACAGAUAAAAAGAUAUCAGGAAAAACCGAACAAACCUGUGAGUCAUGCUACUUUUGUCAAUAAGAAAGUAAUGAAUACAGAGUGGCAUCAUGAAUAUAAAGACAGUGGAAAAUUUGUUCAUCCAAGCCCAAAUCAUAUUAUUGCCUCACGGAAAAGAUCCCAAAAAUGUGACUCAUUUGAAAAGAGUUUCAAGCAUAAUUUAGAUUUACAUAUUAAUACUAAAGACAAAGCAACAAAUAACUUUGAUAAAACUAUUGGACACAGUCAAGUUUUCACCCAGAGUUCUUCUUAUACUAACCAUGAAAAUAUGCAUACAGGAGUGAAAUUCUGUGAAAGUAAUCAGUGUGGAAAAGUCCUCAACCUCAGUAACAAUCUGAAAUUUCCUGUUGGGGAAAAAACAAAUAUGUGUACUGAACUUGGGAAGAUAUUCACCCAGAAGUCACCCCUCUUUGCAUCUCAGAGAGUUCAUGCUAUGGAAAAACCUCAUGAACUUAGCAAAUGUGUAAAUGUUUUUACACAGAAGCCACUACUCAGUAUAUAUCUGAGAGUUCAUAGAAAUGAAAAACUAUAUAUAUGUACUGAAUGUGGGAAGGCAUUCAUCCAGAAUUCAGAAUUAAUUAUGCAUGAAAAAACUCACACUAGAGAAAAACCCUAUAAAUGCAGUGAAUGUGGAAAAUCAUUUUUCCAGGUGUCAUCUCUACUUAGGCAUCAGACUACUCAUACUGGAGAAAAGCUUUAUGAAUGCAGUGAAUGCGGGAAAGGCUUCUCCCUGAACUCAGCCCUCAAUGUACAUCAGAAAAUUCAUACUGGAGAGAGACACCACAAAUGCAGUGAGUGUGGGAAAGCCUUUACCCAAAAAUCAACACUCAGGAUGCAUCAGAGAAUUCACACAGGAGAGAGAUCCUAUAUAUGUACUGAAUGUGGGCAGGCCUUUAUCCAGAAGGCCCACUUGAUUGCACAUCAAAGAAUUCAUACUGGAGAGAAGCCUUAUGAAUGCAGUGACUGUGAAAAAUCUUUCCCUUCUAAGUCACAACUCCAGAUGCAUAAGCGAAUUCACACAGGAGAGAAACCCUAUGUAUGCACUGAAUGUGGGAAGGCCUUCACCAACAGGUCAAAUCUUAAUACUCACCAGAAAUCUCAUACUGGAGAGAAGUCUUACAUAUGUGCUGAAUGUGGGAAGGCCUUCACUGACAGGUCAAAUUUCAAUAAGCACCAGACAAUUCAUACUGGAGAGAAACCCUAUGUUUGUGCUGAUUGUGGGAGGGCCUUUAUCCAGAAGUCAGAGUUAAUUACACAUCAGAGAAUUCACACUACAGAGAAGCCUUAUAAAUGUCCUGACUGUGAGAAAUCCUUCUCCAAGAAACCACAUCUUAAAGUACAUCAACGAAUUCACACAGGAGAGAAACCAUAUAUAUGUGCAGAAUGUGGGAAAGCCUUCACUGACAGGUCAAAUUUCAAUAAACACCAGACAAUUCAUACUGGAGAUAAACCUUAUAAAUGCAGUGACUGUGGAAAGGGCUUCACUCAGAAAUCGGUUCUGAGUAUGCAUCGUAAUAUUCAUACAUGA